This is a messenger RNA of Neurospora tetraspora, 1611 nucleotides long. RefSeq lists its product as uncharacterized. The coding region runs from base 1 to 1611 and encodes 536 amino acids. The transcript has 3 exons. The record is from RefSeq and is a predicted model, not a curated record. Gene Ontology annotation, biological process: regulation of DNA-templated transcription. Gene Ontology annotation, molecular function: DNA-binding transcription factor activity, RNA polymerase II-specific; zinc ion binding. Lineage: Eukaryota; Fungi; Ascomycota; Sordariomycetes; Sordariales; Sordariaceae.
AUGGUGUCCCAGACCUGCUAUACCCCUCCCCAUCACGGUCACCACACACACGAUCAAAGACGAUAUAGUAGUCGCGCCGGCCCUCCUUACUUUUGUCACGGCGGUCCAUAUUCUACCGAGCAACGUAGGAGUUACUCUUCUUCGGAGCACCACUCUGCCCACCCCCAUCACGGACAUCACUCGCAAGGGAGAAUAGGCUCAGCAUCUGCUGCACUUGGUGUUGGAGCUCUUAGCAUGUCUGAUCAAGGAUCUUCGUCAGCAAUGGAUGCGGAGUCGCAGCCGCAGAGGAAGAGGAUUGCUGUUGCUUGCGGACGUUGUCGCAAACGCAAGAUCAGAUGCAGCGGUGACCCGGGCCAAGGUCAACCCUGUACGAACUGCAAGAAUGCAGGGGUAGAGCAGUGUCUGUUUCUUCGGGUCUCCUCCCGCGACAUUCCCUUGAAGCCCGAUACAUCCUCCGACUUUGGCUACUCCGUCGAUGACGCCCGCCUCUAUGCCAACAAACAUACCAUGAGCCCGGCCUCCCUCCACUACGGCCAACAUCCCGGGGCCGUUGGCAUCGGCAGCCUCCCUGGCACAGCGGAAGAUCCUCUCAUGGCUCAAUACGGUCGUGGUUACGCAUACGGUCACCAUCAAGCUCCGCCGCCGACCAGUCAUAAACAGUACUUCCCUGCCACAGCCUCAUACGCCUCAGCCCCCAACCCCUACGGCGAUCCUACCGCGGUUGGCGUGUCCGGUCAAUUCGGUGAUUAUACUGCAGCGGGAUAUCCGCCAGUACAUGUUAUGGCUCAUGAGACGGUCGGUAUCGUACCUAGUUGGGGUUCUGCUGCCAGAAAGACCCCUUACGGUGGAGUGUACAUGGACUCAGCUCCUGAGUCUUACGGGGGGUACGGAAGCUCGAGCCUCGUCCAUCGCCCGGCACACCAUGGUGCUCAUCACGGCCACGGAACUGCUACAACGGAAUCCCAAUCCCCUAACUUCUCUUUCUCUGGCGUAGCUGCGUCUCUACCAACAACCAGCACCGGCGCCGAUCGGUUGUUGCCGAACCCCACAGCCGGCGCCUCUCGCUCAUCCCUCCCCUACCCCGGCGCAGCUAUCAAGACGUCUCAACCUGGAGUAUCAAGUACACUCGCCGAUGUCGCUGCUUCCGCAACUGCGUACGGGGGUUUCGACGGUCUCCCUGCGUCUUACGGAUCAGCUAGCACCGCCAGCGCUGGUCACUCUUCCUCUGUUCGCUCCCACUCUACCUCUACGGAUACGUAUCACUCGUCUGUCUCGGGAGCAAGCACAGGCGCCGGGGAACCUCAAAGCAUCUUUGGCGAAGAGGGAAGAAGCUUGCAGAGCCAGGGGUCGGCAUUUGACAUGAACACUUAUACCGCGGAACCGCUGCCUUCGGUUUCCACGAGUAACAGGAGGGACUCGGUUGAUGGGUCCUCGGCAGCUGGUAGCGGAGCAUUGGCCAACGGCCUGUCAAAUGGGCAGGCGUACGUGCCUAGUGAGAGUGUGGUGCAGGUCGGCCCUGACCAUCAUGCUGGCCAUCAGGGGGUUUACGAGCAGCAACGUCACCAGGCGCUUGCUGAUGGACACAGGGCUUCUCUUGCGAGCCACCGCUGA